UCUCUCUCUCUCUCUCUCAGCUUUUCUCUGAUUCCAGCUUCAAGAGUACGUACGCUUCCAAUGGCGGUGAAACCGGAGGUUGAGCAUCCCCGCGAGGCUUGUGGAUGGGCCGCCAGAGAUCCCUCCGGUGUUCUUUCCCCUUUCAACUUCUCUAGAAGAGAGACCGGGGAGAGAGAUGUCGCAUUCAAAGUGUUAUACUGUGGAAUAUGCCAUUCGGACCUCCACAUGUCCAAGAAUGAAUGGGGCAUUUCGAUCUAUCCGCUUGUUCCUGGGCACGAGAUUGUUGGUAUAGUAACAGAAGUGGGAAGCAAGGUACAGAAAUUCAAAGUUGGAGACAAGGUUGGCGUAGGAUGCAUGGUUGGGUCCUGCAGAUCCUGUCAAAGCUGCUCCGAGAAUCUUGAGAACUAUUGCCCAAAAAUGAUUCUCACGUACGGUUCCAAGUACGUGGAUGGAUCUAUCACCUAUGGAGGCUAUUCUGACUUGAUGGUUGCAGAAGAACACUUCAUGAUUCGAAUCCCAGAUGCUUUACCUCUUGAUGCUGCGGCUCCUCUGCUUUGUGCUGGGAUCACAGUGUAUAGCCCUUUGAGGUACUUUGGUCUGGACAAGCCAGGCCUUCAUGUGGGUGUGGUUGGUCUUGGUGGACUUGGUCAUUUAGCUGUCAAAUUUGCUAAAGCUUUUGGGGCUAAGGUUACAGUAGUCAGUACAUCUCCUAACAAAAAGAAGGAGGCCAUUGAACAUCUUGGAGCUGACUCCUUUGUGGUCAGCACUGAGCCAGCUGAAAUAAAGGCUGUAUUAGGCACUUUUGAUGGAAUCAUUGAUACAGUUUCUGCCACCCAUCCUCUGUUGCCUUUGAUUGGUUUGUUGAAGCGUCAUGGGAAACUUAUAAUGCUGGGUGCACCAGAGAAGCCUCUGGAGUUGCCAGUCUUCCCUUUAAUGACGGGGAGAAAGACAAUAGCUGGAAGUGCCAUUGGAGGGAUUAAGGAGACGCAAGAAAUGAUCGAUUUUGCUGCUGAACACAGUGUGAAACCUGACAUUGAGGUUAUUCCUAUGGAUUAUGUGAACACUGCAAUGGAGCGUCUUCUCAAAGCAGAUGUCAAAUAUCGUUUUGUUAUCGAUAUUGGCAACACAUUGAAGCCAAGCCUCUAGUUCUGCAUAAUUCCAAAUUUCACAAGAUGAUGCAAGAUUCUGCUGAAGGUUGAUUAAUCCCUAUAUUUUAUAUAUAUAUACACAUAUAUAUAUCAUUUGCGUCUUAUUGUUGGUUGAGCUUCAUAAAUUUGGUAGUUUACAGUCCUUCUUGACUGAAGUGUGUAAGAGCUAAGCAUCAGUUGACUGUUUUGGCGAGUGUAAUGGUUGGGGUUAAAUUUUAGUGUCAGCUAAAGUAGAUUUUGUAUCCAAGGAAAAUGAGAAACUCUAGCUUUAUAACGAGAUAGAUAUGAGUGAAAUUAAGGAAAUAAUAAUCUCUUAGUCUUUACAAUUUAUCCCAA
Neltuma alba is the source of this 1484-nucleotide messenger RNA. RefSeq names its product probable mannitol dehydrogenase. Bases 61 to 1146 code for a protein of 361 amino acids. NCBI's taxonomy places the organism in Eukaryota, Viridiplantae, Streptophyta, Magnoliopsida, Fabales, Fabaceae. Gene Ontology annotation, molecular function: zinc ion binding; oxidoreductase activity, acting on the CH-OH group of donors, NAD or NADP as acceptor. The record is from RefSeq and is a predicted model, not a curated record. The transcript has 5 exons.